Messenger RNA from Pezoporus occidentalis (night parrot), 5913 nucleotides. RefSeq names its product LYR motif containing 9 (gene LYRM9). NCBI's taxonomy places the organism in Eukaryota, Metazoa, Chordata, Aves, Psittaciformes, Psittacidae. Bases 296 to 532 code for a protein of 78 amino acids. The record is from RefSeq and is a predicted model, not a curated record. The transcript has 7 exons.
UGGUGUCCCUGGCCUCUGUCAUGCUGUGAAGCUUAAGACUGUCAGUUCAGCUGUUUUUUGGGCACUUCAUGCUAUGAAAACUAAGGGGGACAAGAUCCAGUUGGUUCAUGUUGAGGUCUCUUGCUUACUGUUGGACUUGGACAGACGUAAUCUGUGAAGAUAAUUGAAGUUCCUUUGCUGCGAAUGCUUAUGGGAGUCUCGUGGAGUGUGUGUUUGACAGCAAGACUGGUGAAACCUUCACUCUUCGUCUGUUACAAAGUCCAGUGGUAGUGGGAAGCAGCUACAAGGCUCGAGGAUGCCCCCGCUACCAAAUGCUGAACUAGUUCAGAACUCUCGGCAGCUGUAUCGCUACCUGCUCCGAUGCUGUAAGCAGCUUCCUGAAGAGAGCAUUCGGCAGCAUUACAGACAUGCAGUCAGGCAGAGUUUCAAGGUUCAUGCUGAUGAAGAUGAUCCUGAGCGAAUCCAGCAGAUUAUUAAGAGAGCCAUUGAAGAUGCUGACUGGGUCAUGAAUAAAUAUAAAAAACAGAAGUAGAAGAGGAUGAUGAAGACAAGAAUGUCAUUGUUCAAGAGGGAAAGCACCAAGGAGCUGGAAGGUGCAGCCGUGGCAUAUCUGCAGCUCCCAAAUGGCUGAGGUGCCAGCUGAGCAUGGGAACACCACACCAAAGGUAUGAUAGAUGUAACUGAUAUGGUAGAACCAGGAUCUGUGAGUUUUAGACUUUGGGAACUGGUAAAGAGUGCAAAUUUUAGCUGGGUGCAGAGGGGGAACGUGGUUGCUGAGGCAGGAGACAUCCUGACUAAAUAUUGUGACAGCAGUGAUUCAGGUGUAGGGUAAGAUGAGGUGUCUGAGGGGUUUUGUUUGGUUCUUUUUCAUAUAAGCAUAAUCUGGUUUUCAACAUAACAAAGCUUUUCAGAGAAAGAAAUCUAACGUGAAGGUAACAUUGACUCUGUUAUGAAUAAUUUUCUUGGCGGAGGGGAGGGAUGAUGUAAACCACUAUUUACUUCCUUUUAAUAGUGAAAGUAACCCCAGUGUCUGGUAGUCAUUCUUCUGUAAUGACUGUGCUGAAGAGUCAUUCAGCUGCAUAACUGAGGUUUCUGUUUUCAUGAGGUUUCUGUUUUCAAGACAUAUAAAUUCUGUUCUUCAACAGCAUAAUUUGAGAGCAAAGAUCUUCUAUUAGCCUCGUUGCCCUAAGUUACCACUCACUGAUCUGUUUGACCUGAGAGUUUAUAUGGUGAAUUGAGUUCUCUUCAGUAGUACCCAGGGUCACCUUUGUUUGAGCCACCCAGCCUUGCUGAGACUGAAGAGCUGUUCUCUGUCCCACCAGUGUCCCCUUUGGUGUCAGUGCCAGUGUGCUCCUGAUUAGCUGCCAGUGGCUCUCACAGGGCCCACUGCAGGAAACACUUGCACAGUCAUGUGGAUAACUUUGUUCCUGCUGCUCACAGGGGACGCUUUCCUGAUCAGUCUUCUCCAUGGUUCUCUGGCCGUUGUAAAGAAAAUACCACCACCAAAUAGAUUGGUGCAUCUGUGUUUCCAUAUCCAGAAUCUCUGAAAAUAAAGAUGUUGGGGGCAAAUUAAGUAAUAGGGGAUGAAAGAGACUGUGUUGUAUACUGUGAUUACUAUUGCAGAGUUUGAAAGACAGAAGCUCACAGUGCUCAUUAGGCAAUGAUGAAUCAUAGCAGUAAAAAGGGACAAGACUAUUCAUUGGUUUCAUUUCUUCUUCCUUGAAAUGGAACCCAUUUCUGUACUUGUGUAUCAUGCCAGUUUUGAUAAAUAACAUACUGUUGGCAAGAAUAUACAGUAAUGAUUAAGGGCCCAUCAGAAAGUCAUGUCAAAGGCCUGUUUUUCUGUUGGGCCCACUCCUACAGGAAGUAUUCAGUUAUCAGCAUCACUUGUGGCAUAGUAUCACCUGGCCAUGCAUUAGCCUGAGGGUUUCAGGGUGUUUACACAAAUGUAAUAAUUACGUUCUGGAAACAACAGUUUUACAGCUGGUUACUGUAAGCCCUUGAGUCAAUAACUUCUAAUUACUAGUCUACACUUAGAGGAGGUGAGUGGAAUGAAGUGUCCAAAGGUUAUGUACAGGCAACAAUCAGUUAAGCUAGAUGGAGGUUCACAGGAGACUUGUGUAAGACAAACAUUAAAACAAGGAAAAGACAGUUGGGAGACUUCUGUUUGAUAGCUAUGGAUCGUGCUUUUAAUUCUUGAGGCAUGGAGAAACAGAUUUAGAUCAUGAUAUAGCUGAGGAAAAUGAGGAAAAGGUUCUUAGCUGGUAGCUCCAGGUUAUAGACUUACCAAUGUUCUAAGGACAGAACCAGAUUUGGUGCUACUGCAUUCUUACAUAUAUAUAUAUAUAUACACAUACAUGCACAUGUAUAAAAACAUUGGGAACAUAAAGCUGAAAUUGUUUGGAAAUAAUCUAUACAUGAUAAAUAUGGCAGUAAUGUGUCUAGAAAAGCUGGAACAACAGCAGUAGGAUAAUUGGUGUGUGUUGUUUAGUAUAUAGGAUCUUGCUCUUAAUCCCACAUGGAAAUGUUCAGGAGUCUGCUUUUGAUUUUUUCAGCCUCAGAGCCUCAUGUAGAAUCUUUCUGUGUAGUGAAAAUCUUCCCUUUUUUUGUUUUUUAUUUUGUUAAUAUCAGGUUUUGGUAUGGAAAAGACUAAAUUUGUGGUUUAUCUAAAAUACAGGAUUGCAUUCUGCACUUGCCAUGGGGAAAGAUAUGUUUCUGAUCACAUUGUUAUGUCAGGUGUUUACUGAUUUCAAUUCACUCUUGCCACGGAAAGCCAUUUGAGCCCUGUGGGUAUUGAAUAGAAUACUUCCAUCCCAAGCCAGGUUUUGCUUAGCACCAUUUGUCAAUAACUGAAUAUUCUUUAAAUCAUUCUUUAGCUUUAGCACUUUGUAAACUCUUUUUCACUUGGUUCGUUAUGUCACAGGCAUUGCUUUUUGUUCAGAGACAUGUGAGCUGAAGAAUUUGAUGCUAAACAAAACCAUCUCUUCCAUGGCGCUUGGCUCGUUUUCAGAUGUCGUAAGGAAGUGAUCUUUACUGUGAUACUGUAAAGAACAAGUAUGCUCACUAUUUUGGAGCAGCAAAUAACAUUCGCUGUGAUCUUUAAGGAGAACAGUUUCUUUUUUGUGAAUAGCUUUUAACUUGGCAUUAGAAAUUGUGCCUUCAUCUAAAGCUCUGAUAAGAUGCAAAUGGAAGGGGCAGCACAGUGGCUGUGAGUCUUAGACAUUUAGCAUCACAAUAUUUAUUAUGAGAGUCCUUGACCUUAAAGGUUAAGAAUGAGUCUUUAGCUUUACGCACCGCAAUGUAGUGCCCAUCAUCAAAGCCAGCAUAUGUUUAUAUGAAAUGUGUGAGUAGUCUCCUUGUCAAGAGCUGUGUUCUAAAGUGAGUCAGUAACACCUGAGAACGGCUCGACACUGUGCUGCCCGCUCGCUCCAUUGCUUUGCUGCAUUCUUUCUGCCUGCUCAGAGGUGCUGUGAGGUGCUGUGGUUGUUCUUGAGCAGGAGCCAGCUGGCACAUCUUUCAACUUUUAUAUUAUGUGAUUAAUUUAUCUUAUACUUCUGUCAAGCCAGGUUUUAUGAACUAGUGUUAACUGAAGCAUACACCAGUCAUCAAGUACUGCUUUCAGCUCAUGAUUAAUCAGGGCAGGCACAUUAGCUUUUCAAAAAACCCCUGUGCUUUGAAGAGUAUUUUUUGUUUUCCUCAUAAUUUUGUUUGAUAUUUAAAAUAAGUUUUUAAAGUUUAGAAGCAAACAGAGGCAUCUGCCACUUGCAGCAAAGAGCUUACCAGGGUUAGUGUUAUCCCUGAUCCGAGAGGUCCCUGACAUUGCACUUAUUCCUGUAAUCCUGCACACUUAGGUGGUGAUUAUGCAGAGGACAAUUCUGAAGCUGCUGUUUAUUGUCCUUAGUUAUAGCUGAGAGGCUGAAGGAGUUACCUACCCUGUUCUCUAACUAUCAACCUGGGUGUCUUUUCCCCCAGAAGAAUCUGCCUUCAUAGUCUACGUUUUGAAAAGGAUUAACUUGAUCUUUUCUUUUGAAUCAGUAACUUCUGUUCAGCUUUGUCUGGGUGCUUCCCUGUCUCAUACAAAACAUUUUCUUUCAGCUGCAGCUCCACAGCAUUAGGUUGAACUGCCUCAUCACCUGUAUGCUUCCUUCUGCUCGGGUCCAGCUUCAUCUGUUUAAAAACCAGUGUGCUUUGGCCUUUUUUUGUUACAGCUGAUUUUUUGCACAGUCCUUGUUAUCCUUCUUAAAGUAUAAAAAUGCUGAUGUUUCUAUGAAUAUUCCCUGCCAUUCUUACAGACUGGAUUUCAAAAGAUGCAAAAGUAGCAGUAAGUUCUUGCAGCUGACGAGGUUGACUCAUGGGCUGUGUUAGGUAUCAGCUUGCAGGACCGGGGUUUUCUCAGUCUUACUCUGGUUUUCUCAGCAGUCAGUUCAUCUACAGAAAGUCAGCUGUACCUCAGAUGGUAUGAAACAAGGAACAAGGAAAACUGUUUCAAAACAAAUAUCAAGCAAAUUGGUAGACUGGAAAAUAUUAUAUCAUGGCGGUGGACACAGGCAGAGGCUGUAUUUGCUGAGGACACCUCCCUGAUAAUUCACCAGUAUGAGGACUGAUUUUUUUAUGCCUAAAAAUAGAGUGUUUGGUUUUCCACCAUUGUGUAACUGCAAGGGCUGCUUUCUCUUUUAUUUUCUGCUUUUCCCUCCUCUUUUAGCGGUCACAAAAUGCUGUGUUUAACCACAGCUUACAUACAGAAUCAGACACCUGUUGAGUCUUGGAGGCUUCCAUCCCUAAAGAGCUCUGUAGAGUUUGUCCUCCCUUAGCUGAAGAUACCUCCCGGAGCAGGUUGCAGCUUUAUGGCCAAGAUUUUCAAAAGCACUUCUUGGAGUCCAUGGAGGGGUCUCCAGUUCACUGUCUGCACAGUGAUGAACACCUGCAACUGCAGUUAACAGUUAGGUUGUCAUGGGCAGGACAAGAGUAAACAACAACUUAGAGUGGAUCUCAGUAUUGGGGGUUUUCUAAGAACCAGUGGGCGCUCUUAACCUACCUGAUUCUCCCACAAUACUCGUUUGUGUUGUGUUCGCCAUCAUGCCUGGUGAUUUCAAUGAACAGAGCACCUCUCUGACUGGUUGGGACUCCAGUGGCAAGUAGCAGGAAGAUGGUUAUUCCCCUGCUAGCAUGGCUCGGAAUUAGGAAGCUGCUAAAAUGGUAACAAUCACAAUUGUUUCAGAAGCACAGCUUUAAAAUGUAGAGCUCUUCCAACUGCCAUAACAGCCUGCAGCAGUUCACAGCUACGCUGUACCAGGUCUGGUCAUUUCUGAUCGACUGACUGCAGUGAGAAGGCAGCCAGCGUGUAUUGUUAAGCUUAAGAGAUGAAGAACCUAUCCCUGCCCUCUAACUUGCUCAUUAACCUCAAAGUUAAUUCAUAGCAAAGGGGCAGUUUUUAUAGCUGGUGUAAUAAUACAAAGCAUGGACACCAUAUGAGUGGUAUGUAGCAUGAAGAGUAACUUGAUGAAAUCCUGUCUGGUUGAGAGAGGAACAGGACCAUAACUCUUUCAUCUAACGAAGGCACUUUGAAAGAAUCAGACUGUAUUCCAUACUGAACCUGGGAUGAGCUGCCUUUAUUGUGCCAUAGGGGUGUGCGGGGUGUUAUUCACUCUAUAGAAAGGGGUUCCAACUGUGUGAGUAUCUCAGAGAAACCACAUAUCAUAAUUAUGUGACUUUGCUCUGUACAACUCUAGGAACCUCUGGAGUUCUUAGGGGCUGGUUGUUAAAAGCUGAGAGACACAAAUCUAUCCUUGCGCUCUCAGAUUCUGUCUGGGUCUAUAGAGAAAAGGCAUUCUAGAUAAUUGCUUAUCAGGACAUUUACUUUUCAGGCUUUUUAUGGGUUCUGAGCCAAAGCCAAUGAAAUCAAAGGGAAAAAGA